This is a messenger RNA of Cyclopterus lumpus (lumpfish), 1195 nucleotides long. It is a transcript of the gene ccdc43, whose product is annotated as coiled-coil domain containing 43. NCBI's taxonomy places the organism in Eukaryota, Metazoa, Chordata, Actinopteri, Perciformes, Cyclopteridae. The transcript has 5 exons. The record is from RefSeq and is a predicted model, not a curated record. The coding region runs from base 7 to 663 and encodes 218 amino acids.
GCCAAGAUGGCUGCGCCCGUGACAGACGCCGGGGAGUUUGAAAGCUGGCUAAAUGAUCGGCUAGACUCGCUGGAAGUGGACCUCGAGGUGUACGGGGCGUACAUUUUAGGGGUCCUGCAAGAAGAGGAGAGUGACGAGGAGAAAGAAGAUGCGCUUCAAGGAAUUCUAUCCGCUUUUCUGGAUGAGGAGAGCGUGGAAGAUGUCUGCAAACAAAUCAUCAAGCAGUGGACCGAUUGGCGCAACAGAUCGGCAGCCAAAAGUGAUGCUGGAGAUGCUGAGGUCCAGGCUAUCGCCAACAUGAUAGAAAAACAAGCUCAGAUUGUAGUGAAACACAAAGAGGUGUCCGAGGAGUCCAAGAAAAGGAAAGAAGGGAAAGAAGCCCUCCUUGCCCAGUACGCCAACAUCACAGACGACGAGCAUGAAGCCGAAGAAGAGGAGACUACGAGUGGAAAUAACUUCCCAGCGGGUGAAAAGUCCCUGUUUAAGAACACAAACGUGGAAGAGGUGCUGAGCAGACAAAAGCAAAAGCGGGACCAGGCUCGCGAUGACGCUCAAAAGAAGAAGGAAGGGGACAAGAUGCAGCGGGAGAAGGACAAACUCACCAAGCAAGACCGCAAAGAGAAGGAGAAGAAGCGCACGCAGAAAGGUGAACGCAAAAGAUAAAAACCCAAGGGAAAGGACACUUUUUGUUACUAUCAAAGAUGAAAUUGCCUCUUUUUAGCAAAACCUCAUUGGCACAUUCAGUACGCGAACAUGUCUUCAUCAGACCCUCCAUGUUGGUCACUCUCUCUAUACGUGUAAAUAACAAUGGACUGCAUACAACGUCCAACAUUUGUAUUUUCUUGGGACACCGAUACGAGAGGAACAGAACAAAUGUUGUCUUGGAAUAAAGCUGCCUGUGUUUUAGAGGCUGACGAGUGUUGCUUUGACACGGUGGCCCAUGAAAUGAUCCAAGUAUGCUGUUGAAAUUGGAUUGCUCUUGGGAGCAGAGGAAUGCAACAGUUUCUGCUAGUCUCCUCUGUGCUGCCUUGUCAUUUCUGCACAAAUUAACUUUGGGUUUUAGAUUUGACUGUCUAUGCAGAAUAAAAACAAAAGGAGAGGUAGCUAAAUUAUACCUCAAACGUCUACAUGUACCACGUUUAUAAAGAGGGUCAUCAUCUUUUGGAAUGAACAAUAAAAAACGUUUUUCAGCAAA